This is a messenger RNA of Aspergillus campestris IBT 28561, 780 nucleotides long. RefSeq lists its product as uncharacterized. Gene Ontology annotation, cellular component: nucleus; cytoplasm. The transcript is spliced from 3 exons. Gene Ontology annotation, molecular function: protein binding. Gene Ontology annotation, biological process: proteasome-mediated ubiquitin-dependent protein catabolic process. NCBI's taxonomy places the organism in Eukaryota, Fungi, Ascomycota, Eurotiomycetes, Eurotiales, Aspergillaceae. The coding region runs from base 1 to 780 and encodes 259 amino acids. The record is from RefSeq and is a predicted model, not a curated record.
AUGUCUCCCUCUUCCUCCACCACCACGCCAACAUGGCAUCACUUUGAGCGGAAGGUCGAUGAGGUCAAGCCAUCCAAAACUGAUAUCAAUUACUUGGUCAUGGACUACCUCAUCACCAAUGGCUACCCCGCGGCGGCGAAGAAAUUCGCUGUCGAGGCCAAUAUUCAACCCAAGACGGACGUCGAUUCGGUCCAAGAAAGAGUGGACAUUCGAACGGCUAUCCAUUCGGGGAAUAUCCAGGCCGCCAUUGAAAAAAUCAACGAGCUCAACCCACAGAUCCUGGAUGAGAAUCCGUCGCUACAUUUCGCCCUCCUGCGUCUGCAGCUGGUGGAGUUGAUCCGCUCGUGCAGUGCCUCGCCGGACGGGGACAUCAGUCCCGCCCUCGAGUUUGCAACCUCGCAACUGGCGCCCCGGGCCCCGACCAACCCGCAGUUCUUGGAUGACCUCGAGCGGACGUUGGCACUGCUCAUCUUCCCCACCGAAACCCUCACUCCCUCCCUUGCCCCUCUCCUACACCCCAACCUUCGUAAAGAAAUCGCCACUAGUGUAAACGAGGCCAUCCUGCAGAGCCAGGGCGCCCGUAAAGAGGCGCGCCUGCGCAAUCUGGUCAAGCUGCGCGCCUGGGCCGAGCAGAAAGCCCGCGAAGCCAAAAAGGAUGUACCGGAGAAGCUAGACCUCGGCCUGACGGAGAAAGAAGCAGACGACGCAGGGCGCAACGGAGCGUCGAACAAUGAUACCGUAAUGACCAACAACGGAGACAUCGACCCGAUGAUCUCGUGA